This is a messenger RNA of Dipodomys ordii (Ord's kangaroo rat), 478 nucleotides long. RefSeq names its product receptor (G protein-coupled) activity modifying protein 1 (gene Ramp1). Gene Ontology annotation, cellular component: signaling receptor complex; membrane; cell surface. The record is from RefSeq and is a predicted model, not a curated record. Gene Ontology annotation, molecular function: coreceptor activity. Lineage: Eukaryota; Metazoa; Chordata; Mammalia; Rodentia; Heteromyidae. Bases 1 to 450 code for a protein of 149 amino acids. Gene Ontology annotation, biological process: regulation of G protein-coupled receptor signaling pathway; calcium ion transport; G protein-coupled receptor signaling pathway. The transcript has 3 exons.
AUGGAGGCCGCAGACUGUGCUUUCCCCGUGUCCAGUGGAGGCUCAGAGGCGCCAGCAACCCAGCUCUUCACGGUCACCGCCUACCAGGACACGGACUACAGCACCCUCAUCCAGGAGCAGUGCCUGGCCCGCUUCAAGGAGAACAUGGAGGCCGUGGGGAGGACGCUGUGGUGCGACUGGGGGAAGACCAUCGGGAGCUACGGGGACCUCACCGACUGCACCAGGAGCGUGGCGGACAAGCUGGGACGCUUCUGGCCCAACGCAGAAGUGGACAAGUUCUUCAUCGCCAUCCACCAGCGCUACUUCAGCAGCUGUCCCGUCUCGGGCAGGAUUGUCCGGGACCCCCCCAACACCAUCCUCUGCCCCUUCAUCGUGGUCCCUAUCACGGUGACCCUGCUCAUGACCAUGCUGGUGGUCUGGAGGAGCAAGCGCACCGAGAGCAUUGUGUAGGCGGCCCGGGCGGCCUGCCAGCCUGGCU